Colletotrichum orchidophilum is the source of this 2427-nucleotide messenger RNA. RefSeq lists its product as uncharacterized. Bases 1 to 2427 code for a protein of 808 amino acids. The record is from RefSeq and is a predicted model, not a curated record. The transcript is spliced from 2 exons. NCBI's taxonomy places the organism in Eukaryota, Fungi, Ascomycota, Sordariomycetes, Glomerellales, Glomerellaceae.
AUGCCUUUCGAUCCUGGAGAUGACAGGAGGCCGGUCACCCAGGAUGAGGAGCACUACUGGCAGUCCAUCCGCCAGCUGCAUGAGCAGGAUGACGAGAACCUCGAUGCAGAGUACCUAAACACUGCCAAAUACUAUAUGGCACGCCUGACAGAAUUAAACUUGGAGAAAACGGAGCUUGAGCGACGUGCGCUCGAAGUUCAUCGCGCCAUCACACGGGAACAUAGGCACCUGGAAGAGUUGAAUGAAAGGUUCCAAAAUACCAGGAUGGAGAUGAAGAUUCAGCGCGAGAAUCACCACAUUCAGUUGGCCGUCUGGUUCAAUGAGCAACGCCGCAAAGAAAACGAUGAACGCGUCAGCAUCGCAGCUGCAGCUCUCGCCGCCCCGCGCCGCGAUUCAGGGCUCGUCGAACCAUCACAUCCAAGCAAGGCCCCCGGCGUCGGACCCAACGGCAUCAACGUCAAUGGAGAGCAUCGGAAUGGUGCUGCGGUAACAAUCCCCAGUCAUGUCAGACCCAAUCAACCUGCAUUGACCAUGAUCGUCGAUGCAUUGGGCCGUACCGUGGGACCGGUAAAUCGCCUUGCGUCGAGCAACAGAGUCGUCACAUAUCUGUCUAGCUUGCCCCAAAAAAGACCCGUCCAGCUCCGUGACGGCCUCACAUUCAGCCACAAUGACAUGAGGGCAAUUGGAGAAGUGGAGGACAAGUGGAAGGGCGCCAUCAUUCAGGCAACAGGCCUUGUCCGGAAACAAUCACAGCAAUGCACUCAAUGUGCCAGCGGCGGAGGCCCGUUUGCUCAAUGCGUCGGUCUGGACAUGCCUGAAUUCCAGGCAUGUGGUAAUUGCGCUUGGCAGAGUUCAAAUUGUUGUGAUCUAUCGUCAGUGGGCCAAAUGCCGCCUGCGAGGGGAUUCAAGGCGCUCAACGCCCAAGAUGUACACAUCGAACGAGCCGUCAACGGUAGCUAUGCUAACGGUGCUGCGACUCCGAUCGUCCCUAGUCGGCCUGGCUCACGAGACAAGAGCUUCGCUGAGGGCUCAACAGCUACUGAUGAGAUGGAGGAGGGCAUGGCUCCAAUCACCAAGGCGAACCUCUUGUUGAAGCACGAUGGACAAGUCUUCACGCAUCCGGAGUGCAUGGCCGGGGUGCCCGUCAACAAAAUCGAUCAGACGCACGAGUACUGGGACUCAACUUGGCCAGACAUCGUGCCCAUGAUCGAGCCGACAUUGCAGUCAUGGCGAGACAAGCUGCAAACCGCUCUGGAAAAGGGACAGACGAGCAUGAAGUUCCAGCUGGGAAGACAGGUGAAUCGAGGAGAGACCAUCCUGAAGUUCUUGCAGGACGCAGACUUUUGCCCUUAUCAGCUGGUGGGAAAGAAGUACAUGAUGACCCGACUCGUGUCUUACGACACCAUUUUCCGUCUGGCCGAUACUCUGCGAACCUUGGAAGGCUUCAAGACGCUUGACAUCACUCCACUGGAGUGGUUGCGCCAACGUCUGCAGGAACUCAUCAUCUCGGAUGGAUCUGAGUUCAAUCUGGCCAAGACGAUUCACGACUUUUACCACGAUACAAAAUACGUAGCCCUGAGGCUCGCCAACGGUAAAAAGAGCAUUGGAAGACCGUCGGGAAUGAAGAUGACGCCAAAGGACUCACCCAACUCGGCCAGGGGCACCCCAAACACCAAGAAGCGCAAGCUCUUCAUCAGCGAAGAAUUUCCUAUCGCAUCUCAGCGUCCACUUGCCCCGACACCGACGCCACAGCCCCAACCCCAGCCGCAGCCUCAACUCCAGCUACAAACCCAAUUUCCGCCCAGUCAACCUCAAUUUCGGGAAAGCGAGACGCCGCUGAGUGCGCCGCCGACGCCCGAGUUUGCCAGGCAAUCCAAGAAACUUAGGACGGCACGAAUUUCUGGCAAGUUCAAGGAUCAAGAUCUCUACUACGACGGCUUCACCGAUAUCGAUGACUACAGCGGCGAUGACGUCGGCCAGCAUGAUUGGGCAUUGAACCGGAUCAAGUGCCGGCUGAACAGCGUUAGCACUGGUGUGACACAGUACUGGCACUGGAUCCCCGAUAAUGGCGAGCAGAUAUUUGAGCACCAAGUUCUAGCGGAAGGAGACACUUUUACAUGGGGCAUCUACGCCAAGCCGGUGAAUUUCCACUUGGAAUUGGAACAUAUUCAGGAGGUUAGAUGGGCCACCGACACAGCCAAGGUCAUUGUGGUGUGUAAGGAGGGCGUUGUGGUUUCGCCUGAUGGCGAGCCUCGAGGCGACCUCUUGGCGGAGUUCAAGCGGGACCGCACCAAGAGGCGCUUCUUGGUCUUUUGCCGCAAGAAGGGGAUCGAAUUGGUCAAGGUUGAGGCGGACGUCAUACAAGACGCAUGGGACGAGUACGAGUCGCCAGAUGUCCCGGCGCUACCGGAUUCUGAAAUUGAAUAG